AUGGCAUCCAACAUCAUCCCAAUCAAAGUCUGGGGCAAAAGCGGUCCCAACCCCCCCAGAGUAGCCAUCGUUCUCGAAGAACUCGGCCUUCCACACGAGUUCCAACCCAUCACCCUCGCCGAGGUCAAAAACGCAGAGUACCUCGCCAUCAACCCGAACGGCCGCCUCCCAACGAUCUACGACCCAAAUACGGACCUCACGCUGUGGGAAUCCGGCGCCAUCAUCGAGUACCUCGUGGAGCGGUACGACACCGCGCGCAAGAUCAGCUUCGAGCCCCACUCGAAGGAAGCCCAGCUGGCGCGACAGCCCAUGCAGGCGUGCUGGUUCAAGAAGUUCCACCCGGAGCGGGUUCCCAGUGCGAUGGAGCGGUAUGUGAAGGAGAUUAACCGGGUGACGGGGGUGGUGAAUGAGUUCUUGAGUAAGCAGGAGACCGGGGAAGGGGGGCCGUGGUUGGUUGGGGGACGGGUUUCGUUUGCGGAUUUGGCGUGGGCUAGUUGGCAGAUUACGGUGACCAAGUUUAUUCAGGAGGAAGAUGGGUAUGAUGUGAAUAACUUUCCUGUUGUGAAGGAUUGGUUGGAUCGCAUGUUGGCGCGGGAGCCGGUGAGGAAGGUGAUUGAAGAGGCUCGGAAGCUGUAG
Aspergillus pseudoviridinutans is the source of this 636-nucleotide messenger RNA. Its product is annotated as glutathione S-transferase family protein. The record is from RefSeq and is a predicted model, not a curated record. Lineage: Eukaryota; Fungi; Ascomycota; Eurotiomycetes; Eurotiales; Aspergillaceae. The coding region runs from base 1 to 636 and encodes 211 amino acids. The transcript is spliced from 2 exons.